Molecule: messenger RNA, 1572 nt
Organism: Didymosphaeria variabile
Lineage: Eukaryota; Fungi; Ascomycota; Dothideomycetes; Pleosporales; Didymosphaeriaceae
Exons: 4
Coding region: 1-1572 (523 amino acids)
Source: RefSeq, a predicted model, not a curated record
AUGACGCGAGUCCUUGAUGAUUUUGUGCUGGAAUGUGCUGGUAUCCAGUUCGAUGAAGAACUCGUAACGCUCGAGGAGUUGAAAAAGGAGAGUCCCCAGGCCAGAAUACUGGCGCAAUAUUUGCUUGACUUCAAGCACAUCAUUGCCAAAGAGCGUUGGAAUGAAGUGGAUAAGCAUACCAGAAGAAGCGUGUCAGAACAGGAGAAGAAUUACAUCAGAAUACCCGAGGAUCGACCAGAUGUGCAAGCUGCCAUGUCAACGAAAGAAGUUUUCGAAGACCACUACAAUAUCGCACGCUGCGAUGCAAAUUUUGAUAUAGCAUCAGAAAUCAAAAGGAAAGCAGAAUAUAUCCGUUCGGAAGAUGAAAGACGAUGGACUGAAGUCAUAGAAGAUACUGUCUUCAAGAGACUGAGAGACAAAGCCAGAAAGGGAGAAAGCGAUAAGCACCGACCAAGAUCCGACGAUGUCAUCAAGCGGUUCAGAGUUGACCAUACGUGGGAGUUUGGUGGAAUCGUACUCUCAAAAUACUCUCGAGUGUCAUCGUUCAGAUUGAAGGCCCCAAAGCCUGAUCUUUUCCUUAGUUUCCAUGCCUACGAGCGAGGUGAUACCGAGUGCGGGCCUCUGAGCGGGGAAGAUUACAUCGAGAACUUCGGCAUGACAUGUCUCAAUGAUCUCUACGACAAAUACCGCACUAUGGUACGAAAACGUCCGGAUCGAAAAUUCGGCUUCAACCCCAGUCCCUGUAAAGAGUUCUAUAUCGCAAGUUCUGUGAAAGAUCGAACUUGUUUUCCAUGGGCUGUUUGUGAGUGGAAGCAUCACGGUCACAUCGGCACACGCUACGAAGAUUACCUACACUGUCAAGCUGCCAAUGCAGCAGCCGUCUGCUUAACACUUUUCGCAAACGCUGCUGCUGGCGGGCGAGCGUCCCCCGUUCUAGGCGAGAUUCGUCCUGUGGUGUGCAUGACGUUCACUGGGCCGAACAUCAAAGUGUGGAUUGCAUAUGUGACUGAGGUCAGGAAGGCUCAUUAUCGUUAUCGAAUGCGAUGCAUAUGGAAAGGAAGCUUGAAAAACGUUUUGGAUAACAUCAAGCUGUGCGUUAUCAUCGAAAACCUCCACUUCUGGGCGAUGAACCACUUGCGACCAUGGCUUUCUGGUUGUAUCGACCAAUGGAGACGAUCGACUGAUGAGGCAGACAAAAUGGAAAACAACCGUUCGCAGGCAGCAAAAUCAGCCAACAAGCCGAACUCAGGCAACAAGCCACAUAACUACAAACCAAAUUUCGCACUUCGACGUGCGAACACGUUAGACACUUGCUUGGAACAAGACAGUGAUUAUGUGCCUGAUGACAAUAGUGAGGAUGACUCCGAAGUUUCUGGGUACGAAGACGGGGACGAGGAUGGAGAAGAAGACCCCGACGAUGGUGAGAAUGAGAUCGAAGAUUACGAUGACGACGACGAAGAACAAGAGGAGAACAUCGACAAAGCGCUAGGACAGCUUGAAAGAUCUUUGCGUGGGGAUAAAAGGGGUCUGGAAGCCCUGCAACUACUUUUGCAAGCCCUAUGUUACGUGUAG